Messenger RNA from Paralichthys olivaceus (Japanese flounder), 1884 nucleotides. RefSeq names its product actin maturation protease (gene actmap). The record is from RefSeq and is a predicted model, not a curated record. NCBI's taxonomy places the organism in Eukaryota, Metazoa, Chordata, Actinopteri, Pleuronectiformes, Paralichthyidae.
GUAUGAGCGUGUGUUGCUCCGGUAGUGAAGACGAAGAAGCGGGACUGUCAUGGACAGAUCCAGGAGGUAGAAGCUGAUCAGACACAGACUGAACUCCGGUGGUGUUCGCUGCAUAACUGCGGGGGCUUGAUGACCAGAAGAAGCGUUAUCCCCUCCUUCAUACGAGGCUUUAUCCGGGAGGACCAGUACGGACAUGUCAAUGGAGUGUUCCCUGUCACCUCCUCCACCUGCUCCUCCUCCUCCUCCUCCUCCAGCCUCAGCAGAUAGGAAGAAGAAGCUGUAUCAGACCAUAGCCAGCAGCAGGAGUCCUGUGGAGGGAGACCACGCUGAGGCCUGCUCCCUGCUCAGCCAGAGGGACAGCAGUUUUAGGAAGGACCUGCAGUGGAUCCUGGUGAACACAUAUGUGCCUUCUCUCAUCCAAGAUGGUCCACAGUGCGGUCUGGUGGCUUUGUGGAUGGCUGCUCACCUCCGUCAGCCACGGCUGAGUGUCAACAUGGAGACCGUGGUUCAGACGGCACUGAGCAGAGGAUACACAGCACAGGGGGAAAUGUUUUCAGCUAACAACAUGGCCCUCCUGGCAGAAGAGGUUUGCAGAUGUAAGGCCGAGCUGCUUUCUGGAGGUUUGAGUGGUGACAAUGCUGCAGCCGUCGUCACACAUCUGUGGGGGAGACAGCCUGUUCUCGUCCCAUAUGAUGAGGACUACAACCAUGAGCCAUGCCAGCGCGGUGGCCACAGGGCGCACUGGGCCGUCGCCUCAGGCGUUCUCCUCGGGUUGGAUCAGGGGAGUGUGAGUGGAAGUCUCGGUCAGCCUGACCCCAGUCUUCCCUGGCUUAACCUGCCGAGCGACACCAGUUCCCCUUGUCCCGUCCGCAGCACGGGGCUCAGAGAGGUUUACGUCCUGGCUAAACAGGGUAAAAGCCUGCGCUACCAGCUGUGGAGCCUGGACAGUGUAGCUCAGAGCAACGAGCAGCUGAGGACGAUGGACCCUCAGAGAGCCAAUGACGGGACCCGGUAUGUGGUUUCUACAGGAGGUGUGGAGGCUGGGCUGGCUGGAAAGGCUGUACUGCUGCACACGAGGACACAGGAGCAGUAAUAAGAGUUUGCUGCUAUUUAAAUGAUGGAGGUAAACUGCAUUUGAGAACAUGCAGGGAACAAUUCAAAGUAAUAACGCGAGGCAUCAAAGAGGAUUCUUAUAAAGUAUGAGUGAACCUACAGUAAAUUUACAGGACUGUGAAAAAGGCUUUGAAGCUGAGUUUCACACUGUAAAUAAUUCUGUAUUUGGCACAGUGUUGAUGUAGCAUGGUUGUUGAGCCUAUUAGGGAUGGGUGAUAGGAGAACAUUUAAAAUGCUAUUGAAAAAAACCUCAGGCAGAUUUUUCUAUUGGUACAAGGCCUCAGGGGAAAAUGUUGUGGGUAAAUUAAUUGUUAAAUAAUGAUGAAUGAGAGGCUCUUGAAAUGCUGUGUGCCCUGAAGAACAAAUACUCCGUGUUACCUCAUUAUUGUUCAGCAAAAGAUCUGAUCAUGUUCUCCGACUGAAGUGCCUGUCAUGUAAACAUGACGUUUCUAUUAUUUAUUGUCCUGCAUAGUACAUAACAUUAUGUAUUAAUUGCACAUUGCAAAGCUCACAGUGGUGUAGUCUCUGCGUCAAUCCAACGCAGGAGUCAUGUCUGACACAUGCUCUAAGUGGUUCAACUAGUUACGAAAGAAUGAGGCUGACCAAUCGGCACUGCAGCUGAACGAUAUGAGAUAAAUAAUGUGUAUUUUGAACAUAACACCAUGUGAAGCUGUUUAGGUAGACCUCCUAAAUUGAAAUGUGAUGUUAUGACAGUGCAAAUGGGCAAAAUAUGAGUAUUUUAAUCACAAUAAAUUACUUAUAAAGUGAAAA